AUGUACUCAUACCCUCAAUACCAUCCUGACUUUUAUGAAAAUCAAGGACAUUGGGAGGAAUUUCAUCAUCCAUUGUCGCCCAAUCAAUAUGAAAUGUACGAUGAAAAUGAUUACUACUAUCCAGAACCUAUUAACAACAAGAGACACGGGCAAUACGAUACUAGCCUCCGCAGAAAACCAGGCACAAUGGAUGAGUACUUCACGCAGCACCCUCUCACACCCAAUAGAUAUGCAGAUACUUACUACCCAGCCCCUGACUAUUAUUACUACGAACCAGCAGAAGACGAGACUAAUGAUAUUUACUAUUACCACCAAAGUCCUCAUCAUCGCCACGGGGCAAGAUCAGCAUCACCAUCAAAAAGGAAAGACCGAAAUAUACAGCACUCUCGGCUUCGCCAUAAAAGUUCUCUCAAGAAGAGUGAAGCGUGGAUACAGCCAACUCCUUUUGUUAAUCCACAACCCAUGAUACUAGAUCCCAUGAUGAACUUACAGCAGCAGCAGCAGCAACAGCAGCAGCAGCAGAUUCUAGGCAUUUGUACUACAGAUGCAAUGAUGCCCGUAAUUCCAAACAAUUUUGGGUUAAUGCCCCAAGCACCCAUGAUCAACCAUACACAACCUUAUUUCAUGCCAUUGCCAUCAGCGAGUGCCAAUUACCCACCCUCAUUUGCAUUUCAUCAUCCACAACAGCAGCAGGCCAUGCUUUCAUUUGUACAGCCUAUGCCACCUCCACUUUUAUUGAAUGAUUUGUUUAAUACCUUGAGCAUCCAAGACAACAGCAACAAGAGCAAGGCAGUCAAUGAAACAGAUCAAACAGGGACCACGAACGCAAAUCAAGAGUCAUCGCCAGCACAGCAAGAACAGCAGCCAAAGACCACACCAUCCACACCCAUGGCACGGCCUAUGCAAGUACCCCUACAACGCAGAAGAUCCAUGAUGGAAACUGUACUCUCCUCAUUUUCCCUUUUAGGGGACAAUCAAAGUAGUACUAAUCUCGCUCACAAAUCAUGGGAUCCAUCCACUUAUGUGUCAUUGAACGAAGCACUGAGACUUGGCACUACUAGUAAAGCAAAUGAUACUGAUGCCAAGAAUGACAGUGCCAUAUCCAGCAGCUUAUCACCACGCUCAGUUGGCUCUGCUCCAUCCGCAGUAGCAGCAUCCAGCACCAAAAAUGAAGAAGGUGGUAGCACCGCACUCUCUAGACGGGAUUCGUUGAAAUUGUCGCAAAAGAUGAAUGCAUUACAAAGCCGACAUUACAUCUGGUGUUACAAACCGCAGAAUGAAGAAGCUGCUUUAUGGGCCGCAUUUGAUGUGAAGAAUCAACGGAAAUUAGAUCAUCAUUAUGCCAAGCUUACAUCAAAGAAGCAGCAAAUGAUCCAACAGCAGCAGCAGCAGCAACAGCAGCAGAAAGAGAAUGACAAUGAUCCAGCGACAGUAGUAGCAGCAGACACGACAGCAACGACGUCGUUCUUACCAGAUGAUGUGAUCACUUUGAGCAAGCAAUCGCAGCUAUGCGGCCCCGUGAUAGUGUCGCUGAAUAAGGCUACGGCAUGGUGCUUUGACAAUGAUUCAUCAUUUUCGUUUGGCUCCAGUGGACAAAAGCAUAUCUUACUGGACAUUGCAUGUCUACCUAGUCAGCAAAAUCGAUUUGUCGUGUCAAAUCAACUGGUGUCCAAAGAUCCGGUAGUAAGAAGAUCAAAAUCAGUGGAUGGCGGAUUGGCCACUAAAUUUAUAAAUUCUGUUUUCAAACGGUAA
Molecule: messenger RNA, 1752 nt
Organism: Mucor velutinosus
Lineage: Eukaryota; Fungi; Mucoromycota; Mucoromycetes; Mucorales; Mucoraceae
Exons: 1
Coding region: 1-1752 (583 amino acids)
Source: RefSeq, a predicted model, not a curated record